Messenger RNA from Scleropages formosus (Asian bonytongue), 4602 nucleotides. It is a transcript of the gene top3b, whose product is annotated as DNA topoisomerase III beta. The record is from RefSeq and is a predicted model, not a curated record. Gene Ontology annotation, molecular function: DNA binding; DNA topoisomerase type I (single strand cut, ATP-independent) activity. Gene Ontology annotation, biological process: DNA topological change; DNA recombination; DNA repair. Bases 238 to 2829 code for a protein of 863 amino acids. Gene Ontology annotation, cellular component: nucleus. NCBI's taxonomy places the organism in Eukaryota, Metazoa, Chordata, Actinopteri, Osteoglossiformes, Osteoglossidae. The transcript is spliced from 18 exons.
ACCGGCGCGCUGGAGGGCUCGUGCUACCUUGCCGAGUCGCGUUUCCCGCUCUAUUAUUUCUGUGCUGUUACACACGUUACUCGGACGUUAGCGUUGAACAGCGGAGUGCCGUGUGUUAUCGCGGCCCUUUCGCUGUAAUUUCAGUUAUAUAAUUUGUUUGCGCCUCCAGCAGCCAGCAGCACGGUGACGACGGACGACGCCGGUGCCCGAACGCAGACCGCUGCAGGCCGCGCCGGCAUGAAGACUGUUCUCAUGGUAGCAGAGAAGCCGUCUCUGGCCCAGUCAAUCGCAAAAAUCCUCUCUAAAGGCAGCUGCAGCACGCGUAAAGGUUUCAAUGGCGCAUGCUCUGUGCACGAGUACACUGGCAUCUUCAUGGGUCAGUCAGUCCGCUUCAAGAUGACAUCUGUGUGCGGGCAUGUGAUGAGCCUGGAUUUCACAGGAAAGUACAACAACUGGGACAAGGUCGACCCUGCUGAGCUUUUCAGCAAGGCACCUACAGAGAAGAAAGAGGCAAAUCCCAAGUUGAACAUGGUCAAGUUCUUACAGGUUGAAGCAAAAGGUUGUGACAUUGUAGUUCUUUGGCUGGACUGUGACAAAGAAGGAGAGAACAUCUGUUUUGAGGUUCUGGAUGCGAUCCAGCCGGUGAUGAACAAAGCCUACAGCGGGGAGAGGAGUGUGUACCGGGCCAAGUUCAGCUCUAUCACUGACACAGACAUCUGUAACGCGAUGAACCGGCUGGGGGAGCCCAACCGCAAUGAGGCACUGUCUGUGGAUGCCAGGCAGGAGCUGGACCUGCGCAUCGGCUGUGCCUUCACCAGGUUCCAGACCAAAUAUUUCCAGGGGAAAUAUGGCAACCUGGACUCCUCCCUAAUUUCAUUUGGGCCUUGCCAGACUCCAACCCUGGGCUUCUGUGUGGAACGCCAUGACAAAAUCCAGUCCUUCAAGCCAGAAACAUACUGGGUCAUCCAAGCCAAGGUGUUCAAAGAUAAAGACAGCCCCGUAAUGCUGGACUGGGAACGGGUGCGAGUCUUUGACAGAGAAGUUGGUCAGAUGUUUGUCAACAUUGCAAAAGCAUCGCGGGAGGCCUGGGUGGAUUCUGUGAACAAAAAAGAGAAGGCAAAGCAGAGACCCCUUGCUUUGAAUACAGUGGAAAUGUUGAGGGUGGCCAGCGCUGCGCUUGGUAUGGGCCCUCAGCAUGCCAUGCAGAUAGCAGAGCGACUGUACACCCAGGGCUACAUCAGCUACCCUCGCACGGAGACCACCCACUACCCAGAAAACUUUGACCUCAAGGGCACCCUGCGGCAGCAAACCAACAACCCAUUUUGGGGAGAUGCUGUGAAAACGUUACUUGCAGAGGGAGUAAAUCGCCCCAGGAAGGGGACGGAUGCAGGGGACCACCCCCCAAUCACCCCCAUGAGAGCUGCUUCUGAGAGCGAGUUGGGAAGUGACGGAUGGCGUCUGUAUGAGUACAUCACACGGCACUUCAUUGCGACUGUCAGUCACGACUGCAAGUACCUCCAGACGACCAUCUCCUUCACCAUCGGCUCGGAAGCCUUCUCCUGCACAGGAAAAACUCUCAUAUCAGCUGGCUUCACGGAAGUCAUGCCCUGGCUGGGGAUUGUGGAUGAAGAGAGCUUGCCGACCUGUGAGAAAGGGGACUCCUUCACAGUGGAGGAGGUGAAACUGGUGGAGAAGCAGACUGGUCCUCCUGACUACCUGACGGAAUCCGAGCUCAUCACGCUGAUGGAGAAGCACGGCAUUGGAACGGACGCCAGCAUCCCUGUGCACAUCAACAACAUCUGCCAGAGGAACUAUGUCACGGUGGAGAGUGGCCGGAGGCUUAAACCUACCAACCUGGGCAUUGUGCUGGUGCACGGUUACUACAAGAUUGAUGCUGAGCUGGUGUUGCCCACCAUCCGCAGCGCAGUGGAGAAACAGCUCAACCUGAUAGCACAGGGCAAGGCUAAUUUCCAGCAGGUGCUGCAGCACACCCUGGACAUCUUCAAGAGGAAGUUCCACUACUUUGUAGACUCCAUUGCAAGUAUGGAUGAGUUAAUGGAAGUCUCCUUCUCACCAAUUGCCGCCACAGGGAAGCCACUUUCCCGCUGUGGGAAGUGUCAUCGAUUCAUGAAGUACAUUCAGGCCAAGCCCAGUCGGCUGCACUGCUCCCACUGCGAUGAGACCUACAGUCUGCCACAGAAUGGUGCCAUCAAGCUGUACAAGGAGCUGCGCUGUCCGCUGGAUGACUUUGAGCUGGUGCUGUGGACAUCAGGCUCGCGGGGGAAGAGCUACCCGCUGUGCCCUUACUGCUUCAGCAACCCCCCCUUCAGGGACAUGAAGAAAGGUAUGGGCUGCAAUGAGUGCACUCACCCCUCUUGCCAGCACUCGCUGAGCUCUCUGGGCAUCGGCCAGUGUGUUGAGUGCGAGAACGGCGUUCUGGUGUUUGAUCCCACUUCUGGGCCCAAGUGGAAGAUGGCAUGCAACAGGUGCAAUGUGGUGGUGAAUUUUUUUGAGCACGCCCACAGGGUGCAGGUGUCUGCAGACAGCUGCGAGGCCUGCGAGGCCUCCCUGGUGGUGGUGGACUUCAACAAAGCGCGCUCACCACUGCCAGGAGAUGAGACCCAGCAUAGUGGCUGCGUCUUCUGUGACCCCGUGUUCCAAGACCUCGUGGAGCUCAAGCACGCCACCAUGAGGCACCCCAUGCACCGUGGAGGCCAAGCCCGCAGACAAGGGGGACGGGGGAGGGCUCGAGGUCGCCGGCCAGGCAGCAGGGGCAAUCCGAAGAAACCCAAAGACAAGAUGGCGGCCCUAGCAGCAUACUUUGUGUAGCUUCUUGUUGGGAUGACUGUCCUUAAAGCAAACUUCUGUAGCUAUUUUUAAAAAAAAAUAACAUCACGUGAGGUUUUUAUUUCUGCAUAUGUACAAUAAAAGAUGUUAUGAGCCAAGUCUUUUCUGCUCGUAGAUCAUUGAUCAGUGAAGUGAGGAAAACCACAUACCAAAUGUACAUGUCGUAAGGUACAGCUGGUAGUGUAGUGAUUAAAGUUGCUGCCUUUGGACCGAAAGGCUGCAGGUUUGAAUCUUGCCUCUGGCUGUAGUAUCCUUGAGCGAAGUUCUCGGCCUUUUUGGCUUAGAUCAAAGUGCAGUACCGGAGAUUUUACCGGGGGCAAAAUGGAGCCUAAUGCAGGACUGUGUGUGGCAUGUCUGCAGCUUUCCUGGGGCGAAGCUCUGCUCCCUUGUAGGAAUUUGUUUUAUUUUUUUGGUAGCCUGUCAAGCCCUAAGGUGCAGGGUUUCGGGUGGCUUGUCCGCCGUUCUUGCAGGGUGACGCAGAGAUUUUGUUUCAAACUGUUUUGUACCAGAUAGCCCAGAAUAGGGUUUCUUUGAAGACAUCGGCAGCCCCUGGGGAGAACGAGAGACCAUCACUGGCAGUGAGGACGGCAGCUGGAAGGAUGCAGGCUUUGAAGAAUACCAUCCACUUCUGCUGGAGGAACCGGGACGAUGAUGUCGUCGGAUUUCACAAGCACAUUCCAUUUGUUCGUGAGAUCAUCUUCGGACUCCUGGGACUUCCGGCGGAAGACAUUGUCUGCAUCCAGAGGAAUGGGCCGUUGUCCUUCUUUGACGUCACGCUGGCAACCGACGAACGUUAUCGGAGGGUGUUGGAGACGUGUAGGGUGAGUGCAAUGCAUUCCAAGCUGCUCCCCUACUCCACUGAGCCACUCUGGAGGACAGAUAGAAGAGCUGUGACUGUCCACGUCUUCGACCCCUUUGUGUCGGAGGACGUCAUGGCAGCUUUCCUGGGGGAUUUUGCCAAUGUCUUCCCCGGACAUGAGGAAGACGGGGACCUUCUGGGCAUCUGGACUGGAUGGAGACGCUUUUUAGUUCGCCUGUGUCCCGACCCUGUGGGGAUGGAUGGUUAUAGCCACCCGCCUGCGUAUUUCACCUCGGGUAAGGCAAGAGGCUACCUAUUUUAUCCUGGUCAGCCUCCCUCCUGCCAUUUGUGUCUUGGUCAGGGACACCCCGGGCAAUCAUGCAAGACAAUGACGUGCCAGCAAUGUUUGGAGAUCGGCUACCUGGCCAAGGACUGCAUAGGCCCCCGCCGCUGUACCCAAUGCGGGGGGGGGAUCAUUUCUCCCACAGCUGCCCUCAGCACAAGCCAACCUAUGCCGGGGUGGUGUGGGCAGAGGCGGUGCCACCGGGGAUGGUGUGGAAGCUCAGCCUUCACCUGCUGGUGCUGCAGAGCAGCUGGGAUCAGCGGCGGGUGCCAAUGUAAGAGAGCAGUUGUCCGGGGCCAGUGUGGCACAGUCUCCUCCUUUGCUGGGCACUGCUGGGGGGGGGGGGUCCCAGGCCAAGGAGGGGAGAGACACACCUGGUCACACGGACAUUUUACGGGAUUUUGUGGGAGUUACCAGGAAGAAGAAGCAGCGCAGGAGGGAGGCUGGGUUGAUCUCCGGUACUACACUGGGGGUUCCGGUCUUGACUGCGACCCCUCAAAAGAGCCGAGAAGAUCCUCCCUCCUCCAUAGUGGUACACAAUCAUUCAGGUUUAUUAGUUAUCAAUUUGUCUCGGGUCGGGUCUCCCCUUAGGUUCAGUUCGUCAGGGCCUGGG